Striga hermonthica is the source of this 1356-nucleotide messenger RNA. The record is from the annotation of a GenBank genome assembly. Lineage: Eukaryota; Viridiplantae; Streptophyta; Magnoliopsida; Lamiales; Orobanchaceae.
AUGGAAAUCACAUUAGCUCAAAUCUUUUUUCAAUUUCUUACAAGAUUUCAUUUUUUUUUCCUUUUUUUGGUAAUAAAAGGUGGGGGAGAUGUGGGUGUGAGGAAAUUCGGGGCAGAGAUUAGGCCAAACCGAAGAGCUUUAAGCGUGAUUAAUCGCAAUUUAGGCGCCGUUAAUCCCUACCCUUGUGUUGUUAACAAGAGGGGCUACACAGAAUCGAAUGCGGGUUGCGAUAAGAAAGGUCCCGUGCAAGCGCAUAGGCCGAUCACAAGGUCAGAUUUUUGGACUGUGUGUAUCGAUGUUUCGAAAUUUCGAAUUCAGGAAUCAAAGAAAGCAAAAACAUCAUCAUCAUCAUCAGCCACAGAGUUCACUGUGUGGGAGGAUAUUCCUCUUAUAGAUGCAGAGGAAAAUCAUGAGGCAGCUAAAGACCAGCCUGUGCCCAUGUCCUUAGAACAUCCUGAGUUCGAAAUGGCCGACAAAAAUCAAAUGAAGGAGAUUGAGAUGGAGGACAUAUUUGAGGAGACUGUGGCCGAUAUUGAUGGUGGCGACGUUAAGGAUCCGCUUGCUGUUGUUGAAUAUGUCGAGGAUUUAUAUGCUUACUACAAGAAAAUGGAGAGUUGUAGCUGUGUCUCGCCGGGUUAUAUGGCGCAGCAGUUUGACAUAAACGAGCGAAUGAGGGCUAUUCUUGUCGAUUGGCUCAUCGAGGUGCACCACAAAUUCGAACUUCGGGAAGAGACGUUAUUUCUGACCAUAAACUUAAUCGACCGGUUCUUGGCAAAGCAAUCUGUGGUGAGAAAAAAGCUUCAGCUCGUUGGACUUGUGGCGAUGCUUUUGGCGUGCAAGUACGAGGAAGUUUCUGUACCCGUGGUCGAUGAUUUGGUGUUCAUUUCGGACAAAGCCUACUCAAGACAAGAAGUUCUUGAAAUGGAGAGGUUGAUGCUCAACACGUUGCAGUUCAACAUGUCCGUCCCGACUCCUUAUGUUUUCAUGAGAAGGUUCCUCAAGGCUGCUCAAUCUGAUAAGAAGCUCGAGCUACUGUCCUUUUUCUUGAUCGAGCUUUGUCUGGUGGAAUACGAGAUGCUCAAGUACCCGCCGUCCUUUCUUGCUGCUGUUGCGAUAUGCACAGCUCAAUCUACAAUCUACGGUGUCGGUCAAUGGAGCAAGACUUGCGAGUGGCACACGGGUUACUCGGAAGAUCAACUAUUGGAGUGCUCGAGAUUGGUUGUUGGGUUCCAUGAGAAUGCGGCCACCGGAAAAUUGACCGGAGUUCACAGGAAGUACAAUACGUCGAAAUUUGGAUACGCAGCGAGAUGCGAGCCGGCUCGUUUUCUUGCACAAACAGCACCACCACCACAAUAG